Hevea brasiliensis (rubber tree) is the source of this 603-nucleotide messenger RNA. RefSeq lists its product as uncharacterized. The coding region runs from base 145 to 453 and encodes 102 amino acids. The transcript is spliced from 2 exons. The record is from RefSeq and is a predicted model, not a curated record. Lineage: Eukaryota; Viridiplantae; Streptophyta; Magnoliopsida; Malpighiales; Euphorbiaceae.
GUCUUGCAUCAUAAAUAGGCCCUUAACAACCUUUCAAAUUAACCUCUCUUGAUCACUCUGCUGUCUCAGUAGCUCCACUUUCUUGCCCUGUAAUCACUUGCCUUUCUUCUCCCCUAAUCUUCUCCACUUGUAUCAGCUCUCUCCAUGGCCUCCGUCCAGGCUGAUACACCCGUCCAAGUGGUGGGCGAUGAGCAAGCUGAAAAAUCAACACAGCAAACUCCUGUUCUUGAAGAAAAGCCAGCCACCAACGAAGAAUCAGAAGUAGUAGUGCAUGAUGGAGAAGAAGAUGAUGAAGAAGAAGAAGAAGAGCAUGAGAAAACUCAUGAAGAGGAGACUCAGAAUGAAGUGAAUGAUGAACAUGCAGGGUUCCCAUUUAUUGGUGAUGCUGAACCAACUGUUACCUUUGACGAUGAAGCAGAAGCUGAAGUUGAAGAAGGCGAUGACAUGAUUUAACUAGAUAUUGAAAUCAUUCUUCUUAAUUAUCAAAUUAAUUAAGGUUGUUAUGGUUUUUGUGUGGUUUUGAAUGAAAAAAAAAUUAAUAUGAAAUAUUUUAUUAUAAAUUAAUUAAGAUUUGACUGGGCUCCUUAAGGCUAGCUUUCUAUA